AACAAACAGUCUGCAAAAACUUAAAGCGCUGCUUCUCUGAGGUCGUCUCUUACUGCAGGACUGGAGGUGUCCAGAAAUACAAAUUAGGAGAGACAGUUAUUUGCUUCACAAAAAAGGAGGAAUUUAAGAAUCAAAGGUCUACACAGGACAUCUUCAUCAUCUGCUGUGGCGUCCCCUGCAUCAGCAGCCAUGGUGCUGGAGGACAACGAGGGUGACUCUAUCUUUGAGCCCCAGAUCACAGAGGAGUUCGUAGAGACUCACUAUGGGAACGUCCACUGCAUCAUGACAGGAACUCCGAAGGCAAAUCUCCCUGCCAUCCUCACGUUCCAUGAUGUUGGACUAAACCACAAGUCCUGUUUCGAGAAGCUGUUCGAACACGAGGACAUGCAGGAAAUCAUCAAACAUUUGCCUGUUUGUCACGUUGAAGCACCAGGACAACAUGAGGGAGCCAAAACUCUGCAUAGUGGAUAUACCUACCCUUCCAUGGACCAGCUGUCUGAAGCACUGCCCGCUGUCAUCAAACACUUUGGGUUGCGAAGGGUGAUUGGACUGGGAGUUGGAGCUGGAGCCUACAUCCUGGCUAAAUUCGCUCUGAAUCACCCAGAACUGUUGGACGGACUGGUUUUGAUCAACAUCAACCCCAGCGCUGAAGGAAUAAUCGAUUCUGUUGCAAACAAGAUCACCGACUGGACUCACACUCUCCCGGACAAAGUCCUCUCACACUUGUUUGCAAAGGAUGAGAUCGAGAACAACCACGACCUCAUAGCUACGUACCGUCACCACAUCACAACGACGAUGAACCAGGAAAACGUCAGUCAGUUCUUCCGCUCCUACAACAGCCGCAACGCCCUGGAGGUGGAGAGGCCUGUUCCUGGAGGAACCAUCACUGUCAGGACCCUCAAGUGCUCCAGUCUGCUGAUUGUAGGAGAUAGUUCUCCAUAUGUGGAGGCCGUGGUCGACUGCAACUCUAAACUCAACCCCGUCAAGGCCACACUGCUAAAGAUGGCGGACUGUGGAGGACUUCCUCAGGUGGAUCAGCCAGCCAAAGUGAUUGAAGCCAUGAAAUAUUUCAUCCAGGGCAUGGGAUACAUGUCCAGUGCCGGCAUGACCAGACUCCGUUCACGGACGUCCUCCAGCUCCAGCAUGACGUCCAUGGAUGGCUCUCGGAGUCGUGCGCACACCAACGAGCUGCAGCGUGGAGAGGAGAAGCGAGGCCGCUCGCACACUGAUGUCUCCAUGGACAGUAUUUCACACAGCGGGGACAAAAUCACCUCAAAAUCCACUGAAAUGGCAUGCUAGAGCGCAUUCUGCACUAAAUUGGGUGCACUUAAAUCAAAUCAUACCUCAUUAUAUCUACCCAGACAGCUUCCCUCUGUCGUGCCCUUUCAUCUGCACUAUCUCUAGCUGAAAGGUCAAAGGUCGCACCUCCAUGUGACUUUGCUCUAUCCUUCUGUAUCCUCUGUACUCUUCCUAUUCCUUCAUGAAUUUAACCAUCCUUUCCUGCGUCUCUCUCGGUAUUUUUCUCUCCAUCCAACUGCUCUCCUCCUCUGAACUGUUACUGUAUAUGCCUCUAACUCUGUAUCUUUCUUUACUAUGAGUGUCUUUUCUAACUGUCCCCUUUCAUGCUCUUGUCUACUUUUCUUUCUUUUCUUCUCCUUAUUGAUCUUGUACCAGAGGUUCUUCCUCAUGCUCUGAAAUCAUGUGUUUAUGUAAAACGCAGAUGUGUUUUCAUGUAUAAUGUAAAGUAUAUAAUUAAAACGUAAAGAUGCAGUAUUUCCGAGCGUAAAAACUGGGUGCUCAUAACUAAUGUGUACAUUGAUUAUAUGCAACUGUGACAGCUGUGUGUUAUUAACUGCAAGAAU
Molecule: messenger RNA, 1862 nt
Organism: Sebastes umbrosus (honeycomb rockfish)
Lineage: Eukaryota; Metazoa; Chordata; Actinopteri; Perciformes; Sebastidae
Product: protein NDRG1-like
Exons: 12
Coding region: 190-1299 (369 amino acids)
Biological process (GO): signal transduction
Cellular component (GO): cytoplasm
Source: RefSeq, a predicted model, not a curated record